GUCAGAUGAAGCAAUUAAAUGUAGCCAGUUUAUCUAUAAGAGAAGAAGUAAUGUCAGUUGGGGGCCAGCAGGGGGAACUACUAAACAGGGCACAUAACUCCUUGAGAUCAGGUGGAGAGAUCCACUUCUUCUCAGGAGGAAAUCCAGGAAGAGGAAGUAUUUAAGUGUGGGAGUGGCCUAUUUGAAUCCAUUUUGUUUGAGGCCAUGCGGCAAGCCUACGUCCCUGUGCGUGUGUUCACCGCAUUACACAAUAACACACACACACACACACACACACACACAACUGUAGCCUAAUAUCUCCACCCACGAGGAAUUAGGCGCUUGUUUCAGAGAGAAGCGGCGCUCAUUUGCCUCCAGAGGAAGCUUGUGACAGGUGGAGCUGAGGACACUUGGCCGUGGAUUUAGGUCUAUUCAGGAAGAGUUGGAGCAACAAUAUCAUCAACAGUGACUGAAUCUGUGAUCCAGAAGUCAGCACCGAUCUCUAACAUGGAUGAGCUUUACAGAGCUACUAUCUUCAUCUUUCUGCUGCUGCGUGCUGCUGAACUCAUUCAGUGCUUUCCAGUCACAGCAAGUCAAGGUGGGAACCAAUCUGUGCAGGUGUUUUUCUGCAAGGAUCCAGGGUGUGCUGCGAAUGUGACUCACAUAUUUUGCAGCGACAAGAGUGUAAACUUCAGUCAUACUCACAUCACAGAGUGUUCAGGCCCUCCACCCCCCAAUAAUGUCUGCCAGCAUGACGGUCGGGCCUUCGUUUCCAAAGAUACAGCUGGUUCCUGUGACUUUGAAGGUAGCAUGGGUUAUAUUGACACCAAAAAAUGUACAGACCAAAACAACAUUUGUGCAUUUAUCAGUGCUACCACACCAUCACCAGUCACCACAGAGGGGACACCAAAGGACCAUGCAAAACAUGAACACACUGUCGGUGGAGUUGUUGGUGGUUUACUGCUGCUAAUAGCACUCGCAUGUGUGAUUGUAUAUUACUUUAUAAGAAGAAACAAAAACAAAAACAACCGCCAGCAAGGGACCCUGGUGUAAAUAUACCCCUGGGAGAGCAGCAGGACCCAGAGAAACCAGUGAGAGAUAUAAUCGUGGUGACCCUGGACCAGAUGAUGGCAGCUCUCCUCAACGUGAAGCUUAAACUCCUGUAGCCUCAUUUCUCUUCUUUUCUGUUUGUGUUUGUCUGUUCUACUGGCCUGAUCAUCAUGAAUCUUUGUGGACAUGUGUAUGUGUGUACAAACUUUUGACAUGUUAAAGUCUUUUUUUUGGGAGCUUUUCCUUUUCCCUGUGAGGGUCCAAGGGCAGUGGGAUGUCUUAUGCUGUAAACCCCCCUGAGGCCAAUUGUGAUUUGUGGUACUGUGUGUUUAUUCCAGUGCUACUGAUUAAAUCCUUAAAAUU
Molecule: messenger RNA, 1392 nt
Organism: Epinephelus moara (kelp grouper)
Lineage: Eukaryota; Metazoa; Chordata; Actinopteri; Perciformes; Serranidae
Exons: 10
Coding region: 487-1032 (181 amino acids)
Source: RefSeq, a predicted model, not a curated record